Cyprinodon tularosa is the source of this 2602-nucleotide messenger RNA. It is a transcript of the gene shisa4, whose product is annotated as shisa family member 4. The transcript is spliced from 6 exons. The record is from RefSeq and is a predicted model, not a curated record. NCBI's taxonomy places the organism in Eukaryota, Metazoa, Chordata, Actinopteri, Cyprinodontiformes, Cyprinodontidae. Bases 220 to 882 code for a protein of 220 amino acids.
GCAACGUCCUAUUGCUGCUCGGCGAACAGCGUCACCGUCGCGAUGAGUCGUUUGGACGGAUAAAAUCAGCAGUGUUCAACCCUGUCCCGUCUCACAUGUCGUGUUCCCUAACCAUCCUGGAUUAUGCCUGAUAUCGGCCGCUAGCCGGGCCGCUUUCGCUGGGUUCUAACGAAGAACUCCCCUUUCUGUUUCUAAGACUCCCCGCUUCACUCUUUCACCAUGGAAAUGGUCUUUCAGACGAGCAAAAAGCCCCUCAUUUGGGUGACUUUGGGGCUGCUCGCCAUCGUCUUCUCCACCUCUCCGGUCAGUGGGAACGAGGACUGCCUGUGGUACGUGGAUAAAAAUGGCACCUGGCACAACGGCUUCGACUGCCCUCUCAUUUCUUCCUGCUGCGGCAACUGCCACCGGCGCUACUGCUGCAUGGACCCCUUCAAGAUGAUCACGGAGAGGGAGCAGAAACGCUGCAUGCUCUUCCAGUUCAGUCCCAGUACUUUAGUCGGCAUUGCGUCCUCCAUUCUGCUGUUUGUGGCCAUCAUUGCUACCAUGGUUUGCUGCUUCAUGUGCUCCUGUUGCUACCUCUACCAGAGAAGGCAGCAGAGAGGCAGGACACCGUAUGAUGCCCAGCACAUCCCCAUGGCCAGCUACCCAGUGGAGCCCAUGCAUGACGCAUAUGGAAAACCCAUUGGACCGUCAGAGUAUCCAGCUGCAGGUUAUCCAAUGGCACCCCAGUACUCUGGGAUGCCUGUACAUUACCCAGUGAUGCAUCCGGGACCUUACCCGUCACACUCCAUGGAUCCGGCAUACAGCCAAGGAAGAAGUAAACUUUUCAAAUCUGUUAUCGCCCCACCACCCUAUUCUCCACCUCAGUAUCCUGGUCAUUGAUGGGAGAAAAACACAACAAACACAACAGAGAGAAAUGACUGAAAAGGGGGAGACUGGAGCCCUGUUGAAGAUGUAUGAACAGUCCAAUGCAAACCCAUUAAAACAAAACUACAGCCCAACCAGAGGUGGUUUUAAAUGAGGAGAAAAGGAGGCACUUUAAUCUUUUUAUUUUUUUUCCUACCUUCUUACUGUUUAUUAACAGCAUUGUCCCACAUUUGCACAGUGGUUAUAUCAAUCAGGUUCUGUUCAAUUAUUUGCUUAGUUUAGCUCAGAACCGGUGUCACUUAAAGACAGUGCUCAUUGGCUAACGGAAAACCAAAGUUCAAGAACUUGACCUGUGAUGUACUUAUUUAUGUGUUAAAGGGAAAAAAAUCUAAUUCUAUUGUGUGUUUCUUAGAUUUAAAGAACCUUAUAACUGUCUGUUUAAUGGCUGUUUUAUUGCUGUGAAGCUUCUCAUCCUUUCACGUUUCUCUGAUUGCAGUAAGUUGGAAAACAAAUGAGCUGCACGUUUCGAUUAUAUUCUUUUUUUUUUUUUUUUCUUCCAAUUGUUAGUCCACAUAAAAAAAACAACCAUUCGUCACCUGUUAGUUUGAAAUGUACCUAAUCUUUUUAGGAUGUAGGAGUUGUGCAAUUAUUUCUGGACAUGUUUUAAGUGACACCAUCUCAGCAUCAGCGUUCUUCCUCUGUAAAGAUUAGCUUUCCUCCUCUGCUUCUUCUCUGGUUUAAAAACUGUCUUUGUAUUUUAGGCAUACUGCUACGCAGAAAAGGUGCAAAAGUUUGCAGUUUUUUAUUUUCUUGUAAAAUACCUCUUAUGGGAGUUUUACUGCUUGAUUAAAACAAAGUCUACAAUAAGGAAAGAUGUAAAAGAAGAGAGAAAUGUAUUACAUAUUUUGUAAAGCGGUUCUUUGGUUUAAUGUUUAAUAUUGUAACAACUUGUUUUAUAUUAGUGUACUGUUAUUGUAAUAGGAUUCUUUUAUUGAGUGUUUAUUACUGAGGUUCCCUCUAACUGUGAAUUACUCCUAACCAUCUGGACAUGCCUGGUAGAGAUGCUCCCUUUAGGCUUUUCUUGGCCGAUAGCAAUUUCUGCUUUUGUUUGAAGCCUAAGGCUGCUGAUUUCCAUUUUGACAGUCCUUUUUUUAUUUUCAUUUUUGUAGGACUGUGACACAACGGGGGGAAAAUAUAUGCUGCAGGUUUCUUGAUGGAGGUAAAACCUUUCAAUUUAACAAAAAAGGGGGAUGAAAAGAUUAUCUCAGUGUAUGCACAAAAUUCAUGCGUCCCAUCCCCUUUUAUCUUUUCAUGUAUUGGCUUGACAAAUAAUUAAUUCAACACAUCUGUUUCCAAAUAUGGGGCAAGUUCGUAUUUUUGGUAAACAUAUGAAUAGUAAAACUUUUCUGAUCAUAUUUGACCCACUGACUCCAGUCUGAGUUCGUUAGAGGAGAAUUUUUCGUCAAAGGAUUGUCUUAAUAUUCUAGGAAAUUGGCUCAUAAGAUUCUUUUUUUCCCCCCACACAUUAGAAUUGGAAGAUUGAUUUAAAGACUUUUAGGUAUAGCAACAAAUGAGACACCUAAAAGUAGGUAAUGCUUGAGGUUUAGAAAUAACCUAGACAAGUAUUCCUUUUAAAGUUGCAUUAGCCAGAUAUAUAUGCAAUGGCUAGAUUUUUGUUUAUUGUUUGCAGUAGGCUAGAGAGGAUCAAAUAUCAAUUAAUUUUAGUAGAAAAAAA